Molecule: messenger RNA, 1326 nt
Organism: Pseudoliparis swirei
Lineage: Eukaryota; Metazoa; Chordata; Actinopteri; Perciformes; Liparidae
Product: GTPase IMAP family member 7-like
Exons: 3
Coding region: 101-1114 (337 amino acids)
Molecular function (GO): GTP binding
Source: RefSeq, a predicted model, not a curated record
AACGUCUAGAGAGAAGCCACAGAGCUUGUCUAAGUUCACAACUCGGGCCUGGAAAAACGCAUUUGGCCAGGAGGGAACUGGAAAAGAUAAAUCUGAAGUAAUGGCUGAAGCAAUACCACUGCGAGAAAAGAAACAGAAAACUCUCCCUCGGUCGGAUGGGUGUGGUCUGAAUAACGUUGACGCUCUGGAUUCGUCCGGAGCGCUGCGGAUCGUCCUGGUGGGCAAGACAGGAUCCGGCAAGAGUGCAUCCGGAAACACCAUCCUAGGAAGAGCCGCCUUCAAAGAGGACCCGAGCCCCGAGUCCGUGACCAAGCGCUGCGAGACGCAGAGCGGGGAAGUGGACGGCACCGCGGUCCAGGUGAUCGACACUCCGGGUCUGUUUGACACGGGCAUCUCGGAGGAAGAUUUAAAAACCAGAAUCGAGGAGUGUGUCAAGAUGUCGGUGCCCGGCCCUCACGCCUUCCUGCUGGUGAUCCGGCUCGGGGUGCGCUUCACCGAGGAGGAACGGAACGCCGUCAAGUGGAUCCAGGAUAACUUCGGAGACGACGCCUCCAUGUACACCAUCAUGCUGUUCACGUGCAAAGAUCAGGCCAAGGCCGACAACGCCCUGAAGGAGUGCAAAGAGCUGCGGAGACUGUCCAUCACGUUUGGACGCAGGUACCACGCGUUCAACAACAACGACGCCGAGGACCAGAUGCAGGUCAAGGAGCUGGUGACCAUGGUCAAGGAAAUGAUCCAGGACAACGGCGGGAAACACUACACCAACGAGCUGUACGAGAAGGCCCAGAGGAAGCUGAGGGAGGAGGAGGAGCGGAAGCAACAAGAGGAGGACGAGAAGAAAGAGGAGGAGAAGAAGAUGUGGGACGCCGAGAGGGAGAAGAACGAGAAGGAGAGGGAAAAGGUGAAAAGGGUUAAAAGGAAGAAUAUCCGCGUGGCCUCGGCCGCCGCCGUUUUGUUGGUGGCGGCCGGCGUGAUUAUAGCCGUGGGAGCCGACACCACGGUGGCGUUGGCUCUGGGCGCGCCGGUGCUCGUCUUGGCCGUGCUUUGUGGUUGCGCCGCCUUUUGCUUAUGGAAGGGCAUAAGAUGCAAAUCCAAAGCUCAUGUUCCCGUGUGAAAUAUGUGGGAGGCGAGUGGCGAGGACAUCUGCAGGAUGUGACCCUGAGUGGAAGCACACAUUACCGUUGACUGUUUCCAGCUCAUCGGUGAAUGGUGUCGUCAUGGCCUGUUUCUGCAUUCUGCUCCCAACAGUAUUACGUUUUGACGCAACAUUGCAAUGACAGAAUAAUGUGAUUUGAAUGCUGACAGUAAACAAACGGUAUGAAAUGG